This is a messenger RNA of Heterobilharzia americana, 4307 nucleotides long. Lineage: Eukaryota; Metazoa; Platyhelminthes; Trematoda; Strigeidida; Schistosomatidae. The record is from the annotation of a GenBank genome assembly.
AUUAAAUGAAUGCGUUACUACUUUCAGCGUUGAAUGUCGGGUAGUUGCAGUAACUGAGUCCGAGUUUUCGUCUUCUUUCAUUGUACAUAACCUCGUUGGUUAAUGAAAAUCGGUUUAUUUGUUUAGCCAUGGAAACUUCUAAACAGAUUAUUAGGACUGAGAUAGAGGUUUACUGCAAAUCUAUCGCAUUUACUUGCGGCGUUCUUUGUAACUUUUGGGCAGAAACCCUGAAAUUUUGCUUCAGGCGCAGAUAAGGUGGCGCACAAUAUUCCCCGAAUGUUCCGAACCUUUUGCUGGGAAAUGUUAAAAGUUCCCAUCCCAUGGGAUGAUUGCAUCGGUAUCUGUUAUUGAUAGCGCAUAAAAACUACUCUACUACUUUUGUAUAAUUUUUUUGGAGUGUCUGAGAUGAAUGUCACAUCACUUAUAAAAUGUCUGGCUGCAAAUCUGUCCUGGGUGUUGAACUUGGACUGUGGUCUAUCACCAACUUCUUUGAAGGCUUUUAACUUGAUUUGGAAGGUUCCUUGCACUAGAUAAUGAUCUGAACUUACGUCUGCUCCCAUUCUUGAUCUUGUGUCCAGUAGACUGGCUGCAUCUCCACCUGCUUCACAUUGAGGUGAAGUCUAUCUAAUAUUCUGUGUGGCGUGUCGAUCUGGUGAAAUCGAUGUCGCUUUGUGGAUAUCCUUGUGCUUGAACACACUGCCUCCAAUCACCAAAUCGUUGAAUGCACAGAAUUCUGCAAACAAUUCUCCAUCAUUUCUCCGAGUGCUUCUCGACCCAUGGUUAGUUCUCUUUCUGAGUUGUCCGCUCCCAGUUUGGCAUUCAUGUUGCCUAUUAGAAUUUUGAUGUCGCCAACUGAGGUCUUGUCCAGUGUUGAUUGAAGUUGUCUGUAGAAUUCCUUCUUCUUCUCUCCAUCUCCAUUAUUUGCAGGUGCGUAGCGUAGCACUGUAUGAUUGUGACUUUCCUUCUUUUUGAGUUGGAUCUUGCUGUCAUGAUCCUGAAGGAGGAGAUUGGUUCCCACUGUAUGAGCCUUCGAUGCUCUUGGGGACAUCAUGAUAACCACUCACUUCAUGUGCUCGUGGUUGUCUUGGUGACAAUAUCAGAGUAGAUUAUUGACUCUCCAGUUGACAGUUUGGAGAGUCUACUUCCAUUCCACCUGCUUUCGCAGAUUCCUAGCACUUCAAUGCUCCUUUGCAAUCUGAGCAGCCUUGCCAGUCAGCUUCAAACAUAGUGCGGGCAUUCCAUGUCAACAUCCUUACUUUCACCAACCGGCAUCCUUUCGCCUCUCCGAUUCAAGCGAGGAAUGAUUUUGUUUUUAUUUUUUAUAUUUUGUUUGUGCUUUGAAGUUUCUUUAGCAGUUGGAUUGGUUUUCCGGGGUAGGGUUGCUGUUCCUACGCCCAAACUUCCCUCUUUACCAGGGCUUAGGACCGGCUAGUAAUUAGGGAACUAGUUAACCAGGCGAGGUCGGGGUCACCGAUACAAAGGAAAUCACUGGUUGAGGACUAUUGUUGACAUGACUGGAAAUCGGUCACAGUGGCGCAGAUGUAUUCACUCCUUGACAUCUAAAGCUCCUAAAGCAAUAACCUUUAUCUUCAGAUUGUUUGUUUUCCCACACUACCUUAUCUCCUUUGAUAUCACUUUUUCUAUACAUGCGUUCUUUGUGUACUACUGUGAAGUGUGGUAACUUGAGCCGAUGGAGCUGUGUGCGAGGUUCCGCGUUGAUUUCGUCAGUGUCAGCCAUGUCUGGAAGACAUCUGUGAUAAUCCCGGAGUCACUUGAUUUCACCUCACUUUCAGCAAUCUAGUCUCAUUGCCAUAGUGUGACAGAAGGGAUUAGAACAGAGUAUACUGAUUUCAGAGUAAAUGGUAGACGAAAGCCAAAUGAGCUGUUAGUGCACAUUUCUGAUUCUUGCCUUUCAUCAGACCAAAUCACUUGCUGAACGGCGUUGUAUCUGAAUGUCUACUAAGAGUCAAGUGUACUGCGUAUUAGUCCACUAUAUCAUAUUAUAGCUGCAUUUCAAAAUUCUAGUCCCUAAUGUUGCCGCCGGGGCAAUUAUUGGUAAGGGAGGAGAAGCUAUCGAGACAAUUAAGCGUCAGACUGGAGCGAAACUCAAGAUGUCUCGAGCAGAUGACUUGUACCCAGGAACCACUGAAAGAGUUUGUCUCAUUGUUGGCACACUCGAAGCGUGCAUGCAGUUGCACGAUUACGUGAUGAAAAAAAUUAGCGAACGACCACAGAAUGUAGCUAUAAUAGGUACAGCCGGGGUUAAUUGUGUGGAGCGUCACAAACAAGUUAAAAUCUUGGUCCCCGAUACCACCGCUGGUAUUAUCAUCGGAAAGCGUGGUAAUUUCAUUGAAAAGAUAAAACAAGAAAGCCAUGCCUUUGUCCAGGUUUCGCAGAGACCGAAAGAUAUCAAACUUUUCGAGCGCUGUGUUGUAAUAACUGGUGAAUUUGACGAAAGAAAAAUAGCAGUGGAAAUGGUCAUGCGUAAGAUCCUUGAGGAUCCAGAUUCAGCUUGCUAUUCAAACUGUUCUUAUUCUCAGGUUAGGGAACCCAUUGCUAGUGCAUUUUCAUCAGGUUCCCCAUUUGCAAUGAUGUAUACACCUCGAUUAGAUAUGAAUGGUUCGAAUCUGGAUUUCAACAACAAUUUAGAAAAUCCCCUUCCAAAUUUUCCUGAUACAGGUUUACCAACCGUAACAAAUCAGUUUUUAAGAGAAGAUAAAUUAACUAAAAAUCAAAUCGACCCGUUCCAUUAUAAUCGCCCUUUACGAUUACCAUUAGUCGGCAUUGACCCUUAUUCAGGAAUUUCUGUCAUCCCGUCUACUGGUCAACCUUUGAUAUUCGGCAAUAAUAAUCAGACUGGUAAUUUGCCUUCGUGCAACACUGUUGGUCGACCGUUUAUGAUCCCGCCAAACUUGAUUGACCAAUCAAAAUUUGUUUCUCCUGACCUGACUUCAAACCAAAUAAUGAUUCUCAAACGUCCUGUUUACUAUUCAAACACUAUGCCGCACACUUGUAGCAUUCAGAAUGGUAUCCCACAAUCACUUGUUGGUUUAGAUGAAAAGGUUACAAUGACAUCAACAUUUGUAUGUGCAAAUCAACCAGCUUCAUAUACUACAACUACGAACGAUUCGUACUCUUUUUUACCAAGUAGUCAACAGGAUGACAAAUGUACAACAACAAUGGGAAAUGAAAUGGAGUUUGGUGUACCAAUCAUAACGUGUGGUAAUACUAUACCGUCUCAUUCUCGUUAUUUGAGUGGGGAAUCAGUUGAUUCGGCUUUAACAGAAAGUGUACUCAGUGUCAGAUUGCAAUCAUCAACGGAGGAUUUUAUGACUGAUCCUUUUCAAAAGCAACAACAACAACAGAUUUUUCACUGGCAACCAACACUUUCACGUGUUCAGGCAAUCUUAUCACCUAAUUCACUUUACUCAGUGUGUUCAAGUACUCAAAAAUCUGAGUGUUCUUUACGUGAUUCUAAUCAAAACUUGCUAAAUGAUCCUCAAAAACUGAACUGUCAAACUUCACUUAUCAUGAAUGAGCGAAAUGAUAAUUACAAUCGAUUCCCAUCAAAUGAAAAUCAAUCACGGGAAUUGGCAUACUUGUCCACUGGUUGUUAUGGACCUGGUGUUGGAGGUGUUCUACUGGUUGGUACUACUCAACAACUUCACGAUGCAUUACAUUUAUUAAAUUUGGAAGGAAAACAACAGUAUAUUUCAUUAACGCCAGGAACAAUAAUAACACCUACUGGUCAAAUAGGGAAGUUAUUCAACUCUUCUUAUCCAUCCUCCUCCUUAAGACAAAUAAUUACAGCACCACUAUCAGUAUGUAACGAUAAUGCAGGAAUUUCAGCUUACACAACGUCAUUCAGUUCAGGUGUGCCUUUGAAGUUGGAUACAAUUCAACCGUUAUCAAUGCCUAAACAUUUGGUGCCACUCAGUUUACAUUUACCGGUUAAUCAGUAUUAGUUCAUUGUUUUCACUACUAUCAUUGAUAUUAUCAACCGCAUCCUUAUUACUUUUGCUAUUUCUAUACAUCUUUUUCUCUUCCUGUGCAUAACUUUCAUAAUCUUCUUCAUUUCAAUAAUUAAUGCUUUACUGCACAAUACUUACUUUGUAAUUUAUUGCUUACUUUUAUUUUGCUGAAUAUUUCGUUCCUAUUUUGCUUUCAUACUUUGAGUAUAUUUUCAUCUCCUUUCUUUAUCAUUUUGUUCUUUUUAACUUAUAUUACCCGGUGUUAUUCAAGGGAGAAGUCGAAUAUCUUAUCCUAUUAUUGAACUUUUUUUGUAUAAAAAUAAAUAAAUACGAGCC